ACAAUUUUUUUUAAUCAGUGGUCUGCUUCCUGGGUCACGUUUAUUUUGAAAGGGUCUGACGCUUGUAAAGUGGAAGCGGGGCUUUAGCUUAGCGCGAAUUUUCUUCAGUGAGUCUCUCAAGUUUGCAUGAAGAUCGUGCACCUGAUCUCUGAAGUUCACUGAGGGGACGAGACUAAAGGACAAGCGGACAGAGACCCAGCUGCUGCGCUCCUCUGAAGGGGAUUCUGUCUGGACACAGUCUCGUGUGAGUCUUCACCAGGUUUAGUGUUAACUUCUGACGUUAGCUGCUACUGGACAGUGCAGUUAGCUGCUGUUGCUAAUUGGGGGCCUUAAGCUGUUGCAUUACAACAACAACAGCUCGUGGUCUUUGCUGUGACUCCCUGACAAGAAAUGGCGGAUGGUGGGGAUGUAAUGGCCGGUGAUCUGGAAGAUGGAGAGAUCUCCGGGUCCGGCUCGGACACAGAGAUGGGGACCACGGCAGCAGGAGCAGAGAGUCGACCCCGGGUUCCUCCAGCUUUCAGCGGCCAGUCCUUCCAGAACAGAGCCGCUGCCCAGCCCCCUGCAGCCGCCUACCGCAGCGCCGGGAAGACGGCGGAGUCCAGCGACAGUGAGCAGGACUCGUCGGAUGAGGAGGCCUCUGUUUGGCGCAAGAAGCGUCAGAAAGUGUCCAACGCUCCGCAGCUUCCUGCCUGCACCACCGGCCGGGCUGUGCCGACACGCCUGCCCGACCCCAGCGCGCCGGGAGGCCGCAAGGUGAACAACAUCUGGGGCUCAGUGGUCCAGGAGCAGUGCCAGGACGCCAUCACUGCAGAGCUGGGUAUAUUCGGCAUGGAGGGUGAUUUCAGCAUGUCCAGCAGGAAUGUGGAGACUUACAACUUUGUCCUCGCUCGUAAGCUGAUGGAGAAGGAGAGGGAGCAGGAGAUGCAGUCACGGGAUGAUGGAGAGGUGAGCAUGCUGGACGCCCAGCUGGAGGAGUACAUGAAGGGCCGGGGGUCAGAGGACGAGCCAGGAGCUGCUGCCAAGAGGAAGAGGUCAGCUAAAGAGAGACUGGGCCCCAAGGCUGAGAUGGACAUCAAGGGCAGGUAUGAGAUCACAGAGGACGAUCCUGAGGACAAAGUGGCAGAUGAGAUAGCACACAGGCUGCAAGAGCCCAAAAAGGACCUGAUAGAGCGUAUUGUUAAAGUUGUGGGGGUGAAAAAAGCCGUAGAGCUGCUCGGAGAGACUGCCACACUGGAGGAGAGUGGAGGGGUGUACACCAUGGACGGCAGCAGGCGACGGACACCCGGUGGGGUGUAUCUCAACCUGCUGAAGAACACGCCCAGCAUCACCAAGGCCCAGGUCAGGAAGAUAUUCCUCGAUGAGAACCAGAAGGACAUCAAGAGCAAGAAAGCUGCUCAGAAGAGGAGGCGGCACAUGGUGGCCAAGGAGAUGAAGCAGGCCAUCGGGACACUGAACCUGCAGGAGCAUGACGACGUGUCCAGGGAGACCUUUGCCAGUGACACCAACGAGGCCUUGGAGUCACUGGAGGAGGCUGCAGAGGAGGAGGGUGAGGAAGAAGCUGCUGUGGGGACCGAGGAGACGGCGGUGGUGUACAACUCUGCAGACCUGGAGGUCUUCUGAAGCCCUCCUGCUGUUUGAACUCUAAGAGGUCUGAAAAAGGAUGACUUGUAUUUAAAAUUGAAAUCAAACACUGAAAGCACUGAGUGAUGAUAACAGAAUCACACGUGUCCUUUUUCUUACCUUAGCAAUGAAAGGAGAGUUAAAGUUUUGUUCGGUGCAGCAUGGAUUACUAGAUUUAUGCACAUGUAAACAGAGUAAAACGAUUGAUUUGUGUUACACAUGUUGUCUGCCUUUAAAUCAGAUUCUGGAUCAUCAAACUGAACGGAGUUGUUGCAGGAUACUGUUUAUGUUGUUGAUUUCUUAAUAUAACCUCUUUACUCUAAUAUUCAAUAUGAGAUAAUGAGGUCUUGAGUUGAUUUGUUUGUUUGGUUAACUGUCUGGAUUAUAAAUAAAGUUGACUGGGUAUAUUAUAAAAAAAUAGUUUGUCUGUACAGUUUUCCUUUUUUAUGAUCAUCAUUUAAAGAAAUUCACAUUUAGUCCAUCAUAUUCUGGGAUGUGCACAAGAUGUCAUUUUUGGGGCUCAAUAAAUUGAUCAAUAAAGUAUCUGAAUACUGUAGUGAGAGAACUUGAACUGCUAUAGUAGUGUAGAGGUUUGUCCACUAGAUGGCAGGCUAACUCUU
This is a messenger RNA of Paralichthys olivaceus (Japanese flounder), 2240 nucleotides long. RefSeq names its product phosphorylated adaptor for RNA export (gene phax). Gene Ontology annotation, biological process: snRNA export from nucleus. Lineage: Eukaryota; Metazoa; Chordata; Actinopteri; Pleuronectiformes; Paralichthyidae. The record is from RefSeq and is a predicted model, not a curated record. Gene Ontology annotation, cellular component: nucleus.